Messenger RNA from Diabrotica balteata, 1898 nucleotides. Lineage: Eukaryota; Metazoa; Arthropoda; Insecta; Coleoptera; Chrysomelidae. The record is from the annotation of a GenBank genome assembly.
UCCAGAGAAAGGCUACAUCAUUCACUGCCGGCGCUCGACAUUGAGUAUUUACCAGAAACGAGGCACAAGCCUCAAAAGGAAAAGAAAGGGAGACAAUUGGAGGACGAAGAAUUAACAUAUAUAUCAUCUGCAUUUUACGCAAAAAUUUUGGUAAUAAUUGGAAUAGCAUUUUCAAUAACCCGAUCCAUAACUACUGAAGGAAAUGUUCAGCACGAUGUAUUUUACAUAUAUUUAUAUGUAGGAAGUACAAUAUUUUUAGCAUACAUGUACAUGAUACAUACAAGAACUAGAUCCCUUAUUACUGAAAUUUUUUCUUACAAUAAUCAGAGCAAUGGAUCAAACGAAACUAUGGACAGUUAUAAACAAAAAUUGUAUGUGCGUUAUGGCAGUUUCUACUUUAGAAUGGGUGUUGUAGGUUUUGGUGUAGGUUCCCUUAUAUACUCAACUUUUAAAUUUGGGCAAUAUUUUGAGUUUAAUAGCGAAGGUAAUUGUGUAGGUGUUUUAAGAGCAAUAAAGCCUGCUACGAGAAUAGGAUUUAUUUUACUGCAAAUGCUGUUUAUAUUUUCUUUCAGCAAUUUUAUAGCUGUACAAAAAAGCCAGUUGAUUGCCAAAUUUGGACUAAUGCAUCUGAUUGCAACCAACGUGAGUGAUUGGUUUCAAGUUGUUGUAGAACAAACGGUGCAUGAUCUCUCAAAUACUGUCAUAGCCUUUACUAAAAACAGUAAUAAAACUAUGAAAGCUCUUCGGAUUGAACAAUACGAAAGCAGGCUUUUAAAUGUAAUGAGACUGAAACACACUCAAGAAAAAUCGUGUCAAAAAUUUGAUUUAAUUACUCCUAUUUUAAUGAAGAUUGAACCGCAUUUAGCUUCAUGUGCAGUGGAGUAUAACCUUUUGUGUACAAUGAUUUUAUUGUUGAUGUGGAAAAUAAGUACUUCUCAAAAAAAGAAAGAAGCUUCUAGAGACCUCUCAACUGAAAUAUCAAGACAAAGUGGCUCUAACGUAAUUUACGGCAGGAGUCAAAGUCAAUUUUCAGUCGAUUGUGCUCAAACACAGAGAGGAUUGUUUAGUGGAAUAUUGGUACUAGCUGUCACGAUCAUCAGUCUUAUUCUGUUUUUCGAACUCGUACCGUACGAUGAUAAAAAGGAUGUAGCCUUGUUACAGACGAUGAUGUGGGAAUCCAUUCUCUUCUCUACAUCUACGGUGGCAGUAUUAAUGAGUGCCAUUACGUUAAGAGACUUAAAGAUCAGCAACACCAAUAUUGAACUUCCUCUGGAGCAUUUACUGUUGCUCGUAACGCAGUCCGGAAUGUUUAUAUAUUGUCUAUUUCAAAUCAUCAGCGGAUGUCUUAUGAGGACUAGAGGGCUCAGCAGGGUGUUAAGUAUACUGACUCCUACGCUAGCAGUACUGCAAAGUUGCUGCCAAACUGCUUUUAUCUUGGAUGCUCGACGAAGAUGCUGUUCUACUGAAGAUCAAAUUAAAAGAAAACCUGGAAGGCAACUCAUUACAUUUUUGCUUUUAUUAAAUGUAUCUUUGUGGGUAAUUAACAGAAUAAAAAACAACAGGUCAAUAUUCCAUCCCAAACAAAUGGAUUUUUACGGAAUUCUGGCCUGGAACAUAAUCACGCACGUGUCUAUGCCACUUGUUGUUUCGUACCGAUUUCAAGCGACUGUAUGUUUUUAUGAAAUAUGGAAGCACGUGUAUAAACGACCCAUUAAACGGAGUUUAAGUGAGGAUAUGCGUUUGGAAAACCAUUCUUAAGCUUACCGAUGUGAUGGUUAACCUUUUAUGCCAGGCAUAAAAAUUUACAGCUUUAUACACUUUUGUUGAAGUUGAUUGAAGAUAUAUUAUUUUAUCUGCUUUUGUUGUUAUACAUAAUGUGUGCUGUAAAACUUUAAUAA